GUCCGGCCCCGGAAGCGGCGGCGACAGCGGCUGUCGCAGUGCGCGGCCGGAGCCAGCGGAGCCGCCGGCCCCAGCGGGCCGGGCCGGGCCGGACGGCGCCAUGAAGGGAAAGGAGGAGCGGGAGGGCGGCGCGGUGGGGCCCGGGACAGCAGGGCCAGGAGCGGGGGGCGCGGGGGGCGGCAGCCCCGAGAAGAGCCACAGCGCGCAGGAGCACAAGGAGCAGGGCAACCGGCUCUUCGGCGGCCGCAAGUACCCCGAGGCCGCCGCCUGCUACGGCCGCGCCAUCAACCGCAACCCCUUAGUGGCCGUCUACUACACCAACCGAGCCCUCUGCUACCUGAAGAUGCAGCAGCACGACAAGGCGCUGGCGGACUGCAAGCGAGCUCUGGAGCUGGACGGCCAGUCGGUGAAGGCUCACUUCUUCCUGGGCCAGUGCCAGAUGGAGAUGGAGAAUUAUGAUGAGGCCAUUGCCAACCUGCAGAGAGCCUACAACCUUGCUAAGGAGCAGCGGCUGAAUUUUGGGGAUGACAUCCCCAGCGCGCUGCGCAUCGCCAAGAAGAAACGCUGGAACAGUAUUGAGGAGAAACGGAUCAACCAGGAGAACGAGCUGCACUCCUACCUGACCAAGCUCAUCAUGGCAGAGAAGGAGAGGGAGCUGGCCGAGUGCCAAAAGACUCAGCAGGAGGAAAACGUGGAUGAGAGCCGGAGCCGAGUUCAGCUGGCCAGCAUCGAGGCCAAACAUGACAAAUACCUGGCGGACAUGGACGAGCUCUUCUCUCAAGUGGAUGAGAAGAGGAAGAAGCGGGACAUCCCUGACUACCUGUGUGGGAAGAUCAGUUUUGAGCUGAUGCGAGAGCCCUGCAUCACACCCAGUGGGAUCACCUAUGACAGGAAAGACAUUGAGGAACAUCUCCAGGCAUGUGGAUGCCUGGCUGCUGCCGGACACUGGCACAGCACUGGCCUCAUAGCUGCCUGUGCCCUGGGGCUGAGCCAGACGCGUGGAGUAACCAGUUCACAGUCAUCUCCUCCCUUGCAGCGUGUGGGUCAUUUUGAUCCGGUGACGCGGAGUCCCCUGACACAGGACCAGCUGAUCCCCAACCUCGCCAUGAAGGAGGUGAUAGACGCAUUUAUCUCAGAGAACGGCUGGGUGGAGGAUUACUGAGGGGCCCUUGCUGGGCUGGCACCAUGCCUUACUCGCUCUCCAGCUGUUCCCCCUCCACUCCAGGUGCCCAGAGACCCAGCAGCAGCACUGGGUGAGGGCCUGUUGCCAUCUCCCCUUCCUAGGGAGCCAGAGUGGCUGGUUGGGCACGAAGGCUCCUCAGGCUCCCCGUUCCACCAGCUCCUCAUGGACCAUAGCACUUGGAGGAAGACCUGCUGGGUGGUUUGGAGAAGGCUGGCUCAUUGUGGUGGUCUGGAAGGUCUCACCACCAUCUUCAUCACCUAGAGAGCAGGAUCCCCCUUGGCUACAGCAGCUGCCAGUCCCUAAAGAUCACAUCCUGCUCUGGGGAGGUGCUGUGAGGAACUUGCCAGGAUGAGUGCCUGGUGCUGGUCUGGCCCAGUCCCCUCCCUGUGUACAUAGUUGUUUCUGCCUCCUUCCACUUCCUGCCUGGUCAGGGUCACGUUUGCCUUCUUCCUGUAAAUAGCCACUUCUUGGGGUGGGAGACCCACAUUCCUGCUGUGGAUACCAACUUGCCCUCCAGCUUCUCCUGGGAAACAACUUGCCCUGGGCUGGAAGGGGGUGGCUCGUGCAUCCCCUUGCCUGCUGUGGACCAUGGUUCCCUGCUAACAACUGCCUGGGUUAAAGUUCUUCUUCCUUUUACUGAAAUCUCUUUAAAAAACAUAACAAAACAAAAACAACCACCAAAUCCAUGGCCGACUGAGCUCCGGCCUUACAGUCAGCUGACAGCCUGCCUGGCUUUAAGCACCCUCUGGAAGUUUGCCAAUGUCAAUUAAAAAAAUAUAAAUAAAAAAAAUUCAGCAAUAAAUGUGAAAAAAAAAUA
Columba livia (rock pigeon) is the source of this 2000-nucleotide messenger RNA. RefSeq names its product STIP1 homology and U-box containing protein 1 (gene STUB1). Gene Ontology annotation, molecular function: ubiquitin protein ligase activity; protein-folding chaperone binding. The record is from RefSeq and is a predicted model, not a curated record. The coding region runs from base 101 to 1162 and encodes 353 amino acids. The transcript has 7 exons. Lineage: Eukaryota; Metazoa; Chordata; Aves; Columbiformes; Columbidae. Gene Ontology annotation, cellular component: Z disc; cytoplasm. Gene Ontology annotation, biological process: cellular response to misfolded protein; proteasome-mediated ubiquitin-dependent protein catabolic process; positive regulation of proteolysis.